AUGAUCAACGCUGUGCUCGUUUUCAACAACACAGGUCAGCCCAGACUGACCAAGUUCUACACCCAACUUGACACACAAAUCCAACAAAAACUCAUAAAGCAAAUAUACGAUCUCGUCUCCCAACGCCCCGCCUCAGCAUGCAACUUUCUCCCCCUCCCGCCUCUCCUGUCGCAAGGCGCAAGCUCCAAAGCCGCCAGCGGACCAUCCGACGCACCUACACAAAUCACAUAUCGCACCUACGCAACCUUGUCCUUUAUUAUGAUCUCAACAUCCACGGAAUCACCAUUAGCGCUCAUCGACCUGAUCCAAGUCUUUGUUGAGGCGCUCGAUCGACUGUUUCAGAAUGUGUGCGAGUUGGAUCUUAUAUUUGGGUAUGAGACUAUGCAUGCCACGCUGAGUGAGAUGAUUAUUGGCGGUGUGGUGGUUGAGACAAACACCGAUAGGAUUGUGGCUGGCGUAAAGGCGCAGGAGGGUUCCAGGGGAAAGAGGAUGGCUGUUGAUGCGGCGAGUUCAGUUGGGCAAUUGAGUAUACCUGGGUUCGGGCCGUGGCGGUGA
Talaromyces amestolkiae is the source of this 555-nucleotide messenger RNA. RefSeq lists its product as uncharacterized. The coding region runs from base 1 to 555 and encodes 184 amino acids. Gene Ontology annotation, cellular component: intracellular membrane-bounded organelle. The record is from RefSeq and is a predicted model, not a curated record. Gene Ontology annotation, biological process: vesicle-mediated transport; protein transport. The transcript is spliced from 2 exons. Lineage: Eukaryota; Fungi; Ascomycota; Eurotiomycetes; Eurotiales; Trichocomaceae.